Messenger RNA from Penicilliopsis zonata CBS 506.65, 1860 nucleotides. RefSeq lists its product as hypothetical. Gene Ontology annotation, molecular function: protein binding. NCBI's taxonomy places the organism in Eukaryota, Fungi, Ascomycota, Eurotiomycetes, Eurotiales, Aspergillaceae. The transcript is spliced from 2 exons. The record is from RefSeq and is a predicted model, not a curated record. The coding region runs from base 1 to 1860 and encodes 619 amino acids. Gene Ontology annotation, biological process: endoplasmic reticulum unfolded protein response.
AUGAACUCCGAUACCUUGCCUUCAGACGAGCGACCGACUUCAGCGACCACUGAGAAUGCGAUACGGUCGAUCGCGCUGCAUAUUCUGUGCCCAUCGCUUCCACCGCCGAAUCGCUUCACCUUUAAAGAUCUCCAUCUUUCCACCACUGUUGCCGAACUCAAGGCCCGUAUCUCGGAAACUCUACCCAGCCAGCCUCCAGCGGAAAACCAGCGGCUGAUCUAUCGUGGGAAAUCCCUGUCGAACAAUGUUAUUACAUUGCAGGAGAUAUUGAGUCCGAUUGAGGCUUCCGAAUACACCAUGCAUCUGGCUCUUCCUCCGGACCCUAGUUCAUCCACCAAUUCUCCUGCAGCAGAUCCUUCUCUUCAGGGCCCAUCCGCGACCCCAUUGCAGCAAAACCCCUUCUUCUCCACGAGCCGGAUAAACAUACCGAAUCAACCCGUCCUACCUCAAGGAUUGCGGUUUCGAGGGCCGAUGGCUUCAACGGGGCUUCACGAAGCGGACAUCGGUGCAGCUAUCCGAAGAAAUAUUGAAAAUAUGCAGCGGCAAAUCGCACAACAAGAACGCGCGCGCAGGUCGCCGCAAAAUGUAGCCCAGGGAGCUGCAACGGGAGCCGCUACUCACACCUCCUCUACACAAUCAUUCUCAUCGUUUGGUGUGUCAGACCCGCCAAACCCGCAAGUAUUGAGGGAUGCGAUCUCAUCCGAGACGGCCUUUCCAAGUGGCGCAACCGAGCAUAUACUGAGAGACCAGAUACCAAGUGCACAAUUGCCAAAUAACCAACACCUUCUGCUACGGCUCAUACAGCAACAAAUAGCCCUUGCAGAGGAACAAGUGAGCCGUGGAGUUGCUCCGCCACUCGAUCACAUCAUCUGGAUGCGAAGCCAGCUCCUCAGCAUCCUUGAUAAUCAAUACCGGAACCCAGAUAUCCGACGACAAGGGUCUAUCGAAUCGCUUCUUACCCGCGUUUUCAACAUCUCUACCCGUGCCGAUCAGCUUCGCAUAAUUGGAUCUAGAUCUACAAAUAUGGAAAGCAGCGUACCCGGUAUUAUCCCUGAUCUAAGCCGCCCCGACCAACCUUCUGCCUAUUUUAUUUCGUCUCCCGAUGGCUUCCAAGGAUUGGUUGUGCCACCUGACGAGGUCGAAACAAUCCAGAGGUCCAUUGCGGCGCUCAACUCAGUCGCAGCACAUAUCCGCGGCCAGGGAGCAGUUGCGCAUACUCCGCACGCAAAUGGGGAUGCCAUGAUGGUUGAAAAUGUCGUUCGUCAGGCGGUCCUUAACCAGCGAGGCGGCAACAAUGGUCAGUUUGGUUUCGCACGCAACAUCAGGCGAUUUUGGCUGUUUGCACGGCUUUACUUCUUCUGCUAUCUUUUCAGCGAGCCAGGCACAUGGUCACGUAUUAUCUUCGUUACCCUGGCGGUCCUAGUUGCUCUCGCCUCGGAGACGAGUGUACCGCGACAGCUACAUGGGAUCUUUAUCGCACCUGUGCAACGACACCUCGAAGGCCUGGUGCAUUUCCGCCCGGACGAGCAUCUACAGCAUUCUACACAGGAGAAUGCCCGUACCCCGGUUGGUGGAGCAAGAGAGGGCCCUGUUGGUUGGCGACAGAAUCUGAGAAGACUCGAGCGAUCAGUGGUAUUGUUACUUGCGAGUCUUGUUCCAGGCGUCGGUGAGAGACAGAUUGAAGUGCGCAACGCGGCCGAGAGAGCACAGGCGGCAGAGGCAGAGCGCCUUCGGCAGGAAGCAGAGCAGCGGGUGGCACAGCAGGAGCAGGAGCCAGAGCAGCGCCAGCAGGAGGAUGAUCGUGGAGAUAUGAUGCACCGUCCGAUGAUACCCCGGGGGGAGGAAGAGAGAGCUGCAUAG